Messenger RNA from Apaloderma vittatum (bar-tailed trogon), 1106 nucleotides. Its product is annotated as disintegrin and metalloproteinase domain-containing protein 17-like. Gene Ontology annotation, biological process: membrane protein ectodomain proteolysis; Notch signaling pathway. The annotation marks the transcript as partial. Lineage: Eukaryota; Metazoa; Chordata; Aves; Trogoniformes; Trogonidae. The transcript is spliced from 10 exons. The record is from RefSeq and is a predicted model, not a curated record. Gene Ontology annotation, molecular function: metalloendopeptidase activity. Gene Ontology annotation, cellular component: plasma membrane.
AGCAGAGAUACAACGCGGUUGAUUCCAUGCUUUCAGACUACGACAUCCUUUCUCAGUCUAGCAUCCAGCAACACUCGCUGAGGAAAAGGGACCUCCAGCCUGAGACGCACAUAGAGAGGAUCUUGAGUUUUUCAGCCUUGCAAAGGCACUUUAAAUUAUACUUAACUGCAACUGCUGAACACUUUUCCGAAAAAUUUCAAGCAUUAAUUGUGAAUGGUGAAGGCAAGGAAAAGGAGUAUCGUGUUCAAUGGCAAGACUUUUUCACCGGACAUGUCGUUGGAGAGCAUAACUCCAAGGUCAUGGCACAUAUUGGGGAUGAAGAUUUUACGGUGAGAAUCAAUACUGAUGGAGAAGAGUACAAUAUUGAGCCACUGUGGCGAUUUGUAGACAAUGUGCAAGAUGAAAGAUUGCUGGUCUACAGAUCUGAAGACAUUAAAGAUUUCUCAAGAUUGCAGUCCCCCAAAGUGUGUGGUUAUUUAAAGCUUAAUGAAGAAGAACUGUUGCCAAAAGGGCUGGAAGACAGGGAGCAAAAUGAAGCAAACAUCCAUCGGAAGAAAAGAGCCGUUCCAGAGAGCUCCAAAAACACGUGCAAGAUGUUGGUAGUGGCAGAUCAUCGUUUCUUCAAAUAUAUGGGCCGUGGUGAAGAGAGUACCACUAUAAACUAUUUGAUUGAGUUGAUAGACAGAGUAGAUGACAUAUACCGAAAUACUUCCUGGGACGACGGAGCCUUCAAUGGGUACGGCAUACAGAUAGAGCAGAUUAUCAUCCACAACGAGCCACAUCUUGUAAAACCCGGCGAAAAGCAUUACAACAUGGCAAAAAGUUACCCGGAUGAUAAGAAAGAUGCCUGGGAUGUGAAAAUGCUGCUAGAGCAAUUUAGCUUUGAUAUUGCUGAGAAAGCAGCUCACGUGUGCCUUGCUCAUCUCUUCACAUAUCAAGAUUUUGACAUGGGAACGCUUGGAUUGGCUUACGUUGGCUCUCCCAGACCUAACAGCCAUGGUGGCAUUUGUCCUAAAGCUUAUUACAGUCAAACUGCAAAGAAGGACAUCUUUCUGAACAGCGGCUUAACGAGCACCAAGAACUACGGGAAGACCAUCCUCACAAAG